AUGAAACGCUUCUCGUCUGCAAAUACUGAUAUUCCAGGAAAAGGUAUUCUGGUGUGUCAAUGCCAUGACCGUGAAACACGCUUUUCAAGGAUCCAUGCCCAGUAUCCUCUGAAAUUUAUCCCGACCAAGGCAUAUGCUGACCGUCUGGCGGUGGUGUAUAUGCUUAGCUACGGAGGAGGUGUUGUUAGUGGAGAUAUGUUUGAUGUGGUGAUUGAAAUUGAAUCACAGGCUAUCCUUAUGUUGCUGACUCAAGGCAAUACCAAGAUCUUCAAGGACAGGAUCCAGCAACAAAAGUGGAUGGCCUCUCUUGCCCAGACAACACAACCCUUGCUUGGAUUUUCUACUUUGAUACCCUCAAACUUAAUCAAAGCAGAAGCAGAAGCAGCAGCAACAACAGCAGCAGCAGCGACAGCAGAAAAAGAAAAAACCUUUGUAAAUCCAGAUGACGUUAAGGUGUCCCAACAACACAUCACAGCCGCUGUGGCGCCUUUAGGUACACUUAUCAUUUUGCCUGAUCCUGUUACUUCUUUCCGUGAUUCUUCAUUCCAGUCAAAGCAAACCUUUCGUCUUGAGGAUAGUUCUUCUCAGCUGGUCUUGUUGGAUUGGUUUACGAGUGGACGACAGACCCGUGAAAACUGGUGUUUCCGACACUAUAUGAGUCAUAUUGAUGUCUGGGUCGGUAAACGCAUGGUAUUAAGAGAUCGCUUGGUUUUGGAAGAUGAGGAGUAUAUGAGAAAAGACGGUUCAGAGGAGACUUCAUAUGCAUCUCGUCUUAAGCCAUAUACUUGUUUUGCGACGCUUAUUAUCAUCAGUGCGGACCCUACCACGGUCUCUGAUCCUCUACCAUUGAAGCAAUCUAUUGACUUCCUUCAGGAAAAGGCAGAACAGGUCCGUAUGUUACCCAACUCUAUGCACAGUCCCGAGGACAGAAGUAUCUUGUGGUCCACUAGUCCUCUUCUUGGCGGCAGGGGUGUUUUGGUUCGUAUUUCAGGGAUGACUACUGAGCAAGUUAGAGAUUUUGUUAAAAAUGAGUGCCUUGGUGAUGGACUAAAGGGUAUCAUUGGAGAAGGAAUGUUCAAAAAGGUUCUCGCUUAG
Phycomyces blakesleeanus NRRL 1555(-) is the source of this 1095-nucleotide messenger RNA. RefSeq lists its product as hypothetical. Lineage: Eukaryota; Fungi; Mucoromycota; Mucoromycetes; Mucorales; Phycomycetaceae. The record is from RefSeq and is a predicted model, not a curated record. Bases 1 to 1095 code for a protein of 364 amino acids. The transcript has a single exon. Gene Ontology annotation, molecular function: nickel cation binding.